This is a messenger RNA of Ornithodoros turicata, 2006 nucleotides long. RefSeq names its product transmembrane protease serine 9-like. Gene Ontology annotation, biological process: acrosome reaction; proteolysis. The coding region runs from base 139 to 1623 and encodes 494 amino acids. The record is from RefSeq and is a predicted model, not a curated record. Gene Ontology annotation, molecular function: serine-type endopeptidase activity; protein binding. The transcript has 9 exons. NCBI's taxonomy places the organism in Eukaryota, Metazoa, Arthropoda, Arachnida, Ixodida, Argasidae.
CCAACAUUAAUGUGCUACCGUUCCAUCAACCCGCGGCAGCAGAGUCCGCCCGUUAUCUAUGUCAUGCGACAACUCUGCAUUGUUUGUAACUGAUAAGAUACCGUGUCCUAGAUGGCCGUACUCAUAAGCGUGUGAGCUAUGGCACAUUAUAAGUGGGUAAUCGUCUACGCUUUCCUCGUCUCUGUGUGCAAAAGUUACGGUGCUGCGGUACGUAAUCUGCGGUUGGCCGACCACGAUGCGGCAUGUCACGACGGGACCAGACCAGCCAUCGUAAAUGGGACGUCAACUUUUAUCCUCAGCCACGAUUACGAUGGCCAGUCAAAGUACCCAAAAAAUGCUUUCUGCAUGUGGCAGCUCGUUGCACCGCCAGGAAAGCCACAUUCCAGUCGAGAUCAGCUCCUUCCUGUCUUGCAGGCAAUUGAACUUAUCGUUGAGGAAUUCUCCCUGCAGAGCUCAUUUGAGUGUAACACGGAUUUCGUCAGCGUCUACGACGUCGGCAAUUUCACUUUGCCCCUUUCCGAGGCUCCGACACCGCUGUACAAGUGGUGUGGUCGUGCGGCGCCGAGUGAGGUGAUCUUCACCGGAUCGGUCAACGUAGUGUUUCGCUCGAACGACCGGGUUGAACUGACGGGGUUCGUCAUGUUGUACAGGCUAAUUGACAGACCCACUGAAGAAAAAUGUGCAUCUGGUGAGCUGCGGUGCAGAAACAAGCGCUGUGUUUCUUCCGCGAGUAAGUGCGAUCACGUCGACGACUGCGGAGAUGGCACGGAUGAAGAAAAGUGCGGUUUUCCUCUACAGAAGUCACUCAAUUGUGGAGAGCCUUCCGUGCGUCCAGUUCUACCGGACUCCGCCGAAGACGUCUACAUCGUUGGCGGUCGCAACGUGAGGCCCGACAGCUGGCCCUGGCAGGCGUCUCUCGCGCUGAGAGGUGGGACCAUUCGCGACCACAAGUGCGGAGCCACGGUCAUCAACGAGCAGUGGUUGCUCUCCGCCGCUCACUGUUUUCGAAGCUGGUCCGAUCCAAGCGAUUGGAUGGUCUACGUGGGGAAGACGUACCUCAUGGAACAGGAGCCGGCGGAGCAGUUGAGAUACGUCGAGGAUGUGUUUGUUCAUCCUGGCUAUCAAAUGGAGCUGUUUUCAGACUCGCUGAAAAAUCGUAAGGAUCAUGACGUGGCCCUGCUCAGGCUAAAUGCUCCGCUGACCUUGAACAAACACGUGCAGCCAGUCUGUGUGGAAGAAAUUCCGGAUCUGAAGGCGGGCACCAGGUGUUACAUUACCGGAUGGGGCAAGACGAAAGAUAGCGAGAAGAGCCUGAUUUUGCAACAGGGAGCAGUGUCAAUUUUCUCCUUGGAAGACUGCAUCAAAUUUUACAACGGAACUUUCGUCGUAAAUCACCUCAUGUAUUGUGCUGGAUACGUUGACGGAAGGGUUGACGCUUGUCAGGGUGACAGCGGCGGACCACUCGUCGUCAACCUUUCAGCGAAGUGGUUCCUUGCAGGCAUCGUGUCGAGUGGCCUGGACUGCGGUGCCCCGGAGCAGCCAGGAAUUUAUUCCAAGAUCAGUCCACACUAUAGGUGGAUCCAGAACACCAUCGCAAAUAGUAGCUUUAACUCCGAAAAGUAAUACUGCUCAUGAUUUCUCUUUCUGUUAGUAUUUGACUUUUGUCUAUGCCGAUAUCAGUUGAUGAGACUUGAUCACCCGCACAAAGUACUUGCACCACCUACAAUAACAAAAAAAUUCCUCUACUCUCUGCACCAGCUGAUGGUGUCAAACUGGAACGACCUCCCAGCCCACAUAGCAUAUCAGAACAAAAUAUAUCGUCAUUUAUUUCCAAGUGCUAUGAUCGUUUUCAGAACGAACGAAUUUCUUUGUGUUGAGUGAACGAAUUUUGUGUAUUUUUGUGUACAUCGUUUUGGUAUAUGUCGUUUGUUUGAUACAAAGCCUCUUCCUUUUAUGUAAAUCCCUUCACGAGGGUCUUUAAAGUAAAUAAAUGAAGUGAAAUUUUA